This is a messenger RNA of Oenanthe melanoleuca, 4693 nucleotides long. Its product is annotated as programmed cell death 1 ligand 1-like. Gene Ontology annotation, biological process: cell surface receptor signaling pathway; cellular response to lipopolysaccharide; T cell costimulation. Gene Ontology annotation, cellular component: external side of plasma membrane. The coding region runs from base 2546 to 3598 and encodes 350 amino acids. NCBI's taxonomy places the organism in Eukaryota, Metazoa, Chordata, Aves, Passeriformes, Muscicapidae. The record is from RefSeq and is a predicted model, not a curated record. The transcript has 8 exons.
GCCGGACCGCGGCUCUGCGGGGCUGCCGGCAGCCGGAGCCCAUCCCGGCGCCGCACCGAGCUCAUCCCUCCCUGAGCCGACCACGGCCCGAGCCUGCCCGGGUGAGUUCUCCCUGAAGGUGUUUGCUGUCCUUAGGAGUGCCCGGUGACAGGCAGGACUGAGAUAGGUGUCUGGGGAGCUCGUUGCAAUACAGGUGAAAAACCCCAAAACUCAACCCCCACCACCGCAGUUUAGAACUGUGCAGCAAAAUGUGUUUAUGUGCAUGCAGAUGUGUAUGUGUGCGUGUGUAUAUAUAGGAGUAUGUGUGUAUAUGCAACAAAAUUAAAUAAUAAGAACUAAAAGAAACUCAACAAGACAAAACCCCACCUGCCUUGGUCUUUUAUUUGCUGCUAAACAUUUACAUGAAAAAUGCAACCCUGUGACCUCAAGGCAAGCUAUGAAAAAGCAGAAACAAAUUUCCUGACAUUGAAAGGUCACUACAUCAGUGGCUUCUCUGAUCUCACAGUAUUUUGUAAAAGUGUUUCAGUUUCUUUCUGUUGCAGUUUUUUUUUCCUUUACUAAGACGAUAUAAUUUAGCCUAUUUUUAAGAGCAGCAAAAAAACCAGUGGAAAUUAACAUUUAUCUGUCUCACCUACUGCAGAUAUCCACCCCCUCAACCUCCUAGGGUUGUUAAAACCUAAAUGUUACACUCAGCUAUUUUAUAUACCAUGGUUUCCCAUUCAUCUCACACAUCAAUAAAAACAUUAAUCAGUUUUAUGCAUUAUGUGGUUUUUCUUCCAUGACAAAUACUAAGAGCGGGCUGUCAGGCGGAAAGAAGAAAACACUGAAAAUUUUUAGAGUGGUCAUUUCACAGUAUUCUAACUCUUCUGAGAACUUCAACCCUUUUCUGAGAUAUGUGAAGACAACUUAAGGGAAUGAAUUUACACUGAAACACGUUUAGAGUUGUAUUUUGUGCUGUUAACCCGGUUCUCCUACUACAGUCUACAAGUUAAUGUGAGUACAUCCUUUUGCUUCUAACACUUGAGGUGGGAAUGGGAAGGGGGUUCUGUACUCUUAAAUGACUUCUAGAAUCAAGAAAAUAAAAAAACCAGUGCUCUCCAUUUUUUGCUAAUAUAGGAUUAAGAAUUCUUCUUUCACUAUGCAGUAGGAAGGCAAAGAGCUUUCAUUGUGUCCAAAUCUUGGGAAAAUCUUUACAAGAGGAGGGUAGGAAAUGCUUUUCCUGUUAUUCUAUAUUAUUCCUAUUCCUAUGAUCUUUAUGGACAUGAGGAAGUUCUUGUAGAAAUUUCUUGUUAGCAGCUGUUUGUCACUGCUUGAGAUUAAGAAUCUAAGGACUCUGAUUUUGUGUAGAUGGAUGAACACUCGUAAUUGGUGUUCCAAGGACAGGUGCUCACACAUAGCUUUGGUUGGAUUACAUGUUUCUUAAAAUGCCCAUGGCAUUUUAUGCUCUAAUUUUUGCAACAUUUAUGUCUUUGGUUACAGUGAACUGCUGUUAGCAAUACAGAAUUUUCCCUACUGGGGAACUUUCCAAUAAUGGGGAAGUUUCCUAAAGAAGUAGGUGUAGUUACAUCAACAUUUGAGUUGUCACAUGAAGUCUUUGACAAAUAGUUCUGUUUUCCUGUCUUUUUCAUUUGAUUGUGGCAGAAACAUGCAGCAGCAGUACUGAGGAGCAAUUUCCACAGUGAAUAUAUUUUGCUUUUAAAAGACUCUUUGCCAUAGAUGUUGGAAGCUGGCAGGAGGACAGAAGAGGCAUUGUGGUAGGUUCUGCAAGAAAAUCAGCAAGCAGAUAGCUUUAGUAAAGGAUUUUGAUUGACAUCAAGGUCUCAAACUGAUCCAGAGGAUUUUCUGCUCAGGGUGAAACAGGAGAAGGUUCUAUAAUGGUUAUUGCUGUAGUUUUCUUUUUGCAUGCACACCUGGAUUUGACCUGGACCUGCGUUUUUUUUGCUCUGAAAGUGAAAAAUUGAAUACAGCAGCAAACUUUCUCAGUCUUGAGGAAAUUUGUAAGUAAUAGUCAUACAUCUUUUGUGUAUUGUAAAGCUUGUUUUUCCUCUACACUGGGAGAAAUGAUAAUAAAUCUCAGCAAUUGCAGGACAUAAGCACAGGACUGUAAAAGCUAACUUGUUGUCAUCUGUCUUCCAGAAGAACAUCUCUCCUGGAGAUCGUGCCAACAUUUUUCCUGUCGAAAAGUUGGAUAGGGGUUGCAGGCAGGAGUAUGGGUAUCUUUCAGUUCCUUACUGUAGUGCAUAUGCUGUUUGUUCCAAGCAGUAUACUAGUUAACUUUGUUACAAGCAGGCUUUGUUACAAGCAGUCUAGAGCCUCUACUUAAAAAAAAAAAAAAUACUUUGAGUCUGAGUGCACUGCAACUCUGGUCAUUCUGACAUGGGGAAUGCAGAACAAUACCCAGUCAGAUUCAGUGGCAGGCUUGUCUCCAGAAUAAGGGAUAUUAUAGCAUAUUUGUGAGAUUGGUAUACCUCUAUCUUGUUUGAGAAGCCUUACUUGGGGGCUUAGUUUGGUGGACUGAGAUGCGUGUUACUCAAGCAGGGGAAUCAUGAUGGAGACAUUCCAAUGCAUACAGGUCCAGAGAAGCUCUUGGAGACCCACAGGAUUAGACUGCAAUUUUCUGGUGCUUUCAAGGACACCACUUGUGGGUUCAACCUACAUCAUGGGAAGGCCUUUGUUUUUGUAUAUAUUUUUACUCUACUGGCAUUUCCUAAAUGCUUUAUUCACUGUUGAAGCUCCUCAAUCACUCUUCACUGUGGAACAUGGGAACAACGUGACCAUGGAAUGCACAUUUCCAGUGAAUGGGAAAUUAGAGUUUAGAGAUUUAAGUGUCAGCUGGGAAAAGAAAGAUGAGUCAAAGCAGGUUUAUGUACUUCGCAGAGGAGAGGAAGACUUCACAAAACAGCACAUUGACUUUAGGGGAAGAAUAAAAUUGUUGAAAGAGAACUUGAACUUGGGACAGUCUCUCCUUCAGAUCACUGAUGUAAAGCUCAGAGAUGCAGGGGAUUACCGCUGCGUUAUUUUCUAUGGGGGAGGUGACUACAAGACAAUCCAUCUGAAAGUUAAGGCUCCUUAUAGAAUUAUAAACCAAGGAGUGGUGAGCACAGGACACAAUGAGUGGAAGCUGACAUGUCAGUCAGAAGGGUACCCAGAAGCUGAAGUGAUAUGGCAAAACAGAAACCAUGAAGAUUUGACUGAUAAGGCAAGCACAAGAUUUGAAACUGGAAGUGACCAGUUGUAUCGUGUGACAAGUACCCUUACAAUCAAAAGUGGGAUUGAUGAGGUUUUUUACUGUAUAUUCUGGAAUAAAGAGCUGCACGAAAAUACAUCUGCCAUUUUACACAUAGCAGAUUCAGCUGACGGCAUUCUCCAUACUGAGAGCAGACGCUUUGUUGGAGCAGCUCUCAUUGCUACUGCUUUUAUUGGAUCAGGGCUUCUAUUUCUGCUCUGCAUAAGAAAAGCUAGAGCAAAUAAGGACAACAGAACACCUGUGGCAAAUUCAUCAAUAGCAAAGCUGUCAAAAGACAGGGAUACUCAUGACUGCAGAGAUGAUGCUUUUGAAGACAGAGAGCUGAAAUAUAUGCAAAUUGAGAAGAUCUAGAAAGAGCAGGGGAAGACUUUUUUCCUCUAUUGUGAAGAUUUGACAGCUCAAAUGUUAUGUAUUCUAACUAUUAAAGGGGAUAUUAUUUUUUUUUUAUUUAUUGUGUGAUGACAAUUUUCUAUAUUGCUGUAAUGAAGGAAAAAUGUAAUGAAGUUGAAAUAAUUAUUAUAGCAUAAAAAUUAUUGAAUGCAGUCUUCUGUAUAUGUGACUAGGUAUUGAGGUAUUUAUUUAAAUUUCCAAGUUUCUACCUUCUCAAAUUUAGGCAAAUGUGUCUUUGAAAGAAAUAUUUUAUUGAAAAUAUCUUUCAGGUAAAGCACUCUAGGUUUAUGACCAUAAUGAAUUUCAUAGCUAGUUCUUGAUAUGUCACCUGAACCAUUUUUUCUUCCUUCUUCAUCUCAAUUUCCUGCAUGAAACUGGUUUUCCAUCUUUUGAAGAAUCUUUUCAAUACUUUGAUCCUCAUAAAAGACAAGACAAGGUGCCAUACAAACAAAGGAUUUUCACUCCUUAAAAUACCAGAUGCUCGCAGCUAAGUCUGGAAAAGAUGAUUUAAAACUCUUGGCAAGCAUGGCUUGGAAAUUACAUUAUACUGAGCUUUUUCAUAUCUUUCUUUGGAAAGCAUUUUGGGCAUUUAAUUUCCUCAUUAUAUAGAUGGCACAUCUUGUUUACUGCUCAUUGUGCUUCUGAUUUACAAUAAGGGGAUAAUACAAUUCUUUGGACAUUCAGGAAGAACAGUCCUUGUUUUAGAUGGCCAUUCUGUUUUCUUGGGAAUGGAAAAAAGAAAAUCUACUUGCUUCUAGGACAUAAAAGACAUGCUUACAUGUAUAUUUAAUGUGUAAUUAAUGUUAAAUAAACUUUAAAUAACAUUUAAUUUACAUUGCAAUUAAUGUUAAUUAAAAAAAUAAUGUUAAUUGUAAUACAUGUGAUUACGUAGAAAUGCUGAAGAAACCUGUUCCUGGAUCCCAUUUCACAAGUUACUGUUAUAUUACAUUUUGUUAAGUGCAUAGUUUUUUGGGGGACAUCAUACAUAGGUGAAAAAAAAAGUAUGAUAAUGGUAUUCACAAUUGUAUUUUUUUAAUAAAACACGUUUUUUUCUUG